UGCAGCAGCAGCGUGCCUUCUCGAGGUCGAUGACGUCCCUGCCGCCUGAGCCGUUUAUGAUCAUGCGUUCGAAGGCGCUGAACCGGCGCGUCUCGAUCAACGUUGGCGGCGUUAAACACGAGGUACUCUGGCGCACCCUCGAGCGAUUGCCGCACACACGUCUAGGCCGGUUGCGGGACUGCAACACCCACGAGGCGAUCACCGAGCUCUGCGACGAUUACUCCCUGAUCGACAACGAGUACUUCUUCGACCGACAUCCCAAGUCCUUCAGUUCGAUCCUUAAUUUUUAUCGCACCGGCAAGCUUCACCUGGUGGACGAGAUGUGCGUGCUAGCGUUCAGCGACGAUCUCGCCUACUGGGGAGUCGACGAGCUCUACCUCGAAAGUUGCUGCCAGCACAAGUAUCAUCAGCGUAAGGAGAACGUGCAUGAGGAGAUGCGCAAAGAAGCGGAGUCGCUUCGGCAACGUGAGGAGGAGGAGUUCGGCGACGGAAAAUGCGCCCAGUACCAGAAGUGGCUGUGGGAUCUCCUCGAGAAGCCGACCACAUCCAUUGCUGCAAGGUUUCUUGCCGGAGCUGUAAAUCGACCAAAGGUGAUAGCUGUGAUAUCAAUACUGUUUAUUGUGCUUUCGACGGUCGCACUAACUCUCAACACCAUUCCUAGUAUGCAAGUGAAUGAUGAAAAGGGGAACUUUCAAGACAAUCCGCAGCUCGCUAUGGUAGAAGCCGUGUGCAUCUCGUGGUUCACCCUCGAGUACCUGCUUAGGUUCAGUGCCUCGCCGGACAAGUGGAAGUUCUUCAAGGGCGGUCUUAACGUGAUCGAUCUGUUGGCGAUACUGCCGUACUUUGUAUCUCUGUUCUUGGUCGAGACGAACAAGAACGCGAACGACCAGUUCCAGGACGUGCGCAGGGUAGUGCAAAUUUUUCGUAUAAUGCGGAUCCUGAGGAUUCUGAAACUGGCUCGUCAUUCGACCGGGCUGCAGAGCCUCGGUUUCACCCUACGUAACUCGUACAAGGAGCUGGGUCUGCUGAUGCUCUUCCUGGCGAUGGGCGUCCUCAUAUUCUCGAGCCUCGCCUAUUUUGCCGAGAAGGAGGAGCCCGGGACCAAAUUCAUAAGCAUUCCAGAGACCUUCUGGUGGGCAGGCAUCACAAUGACCACCGUCGGAUACGGCGACAUCUACCCCACGACCCCGCUCGGCAAGGUGAUCGGCAGUGUGUGUUGUAUAUGUGGUGUCCUGGUAAUCGCGUUGCCCAUUCCCAUUAUCGUCAACAACUUCGCCGAAUUCUACAAGAACCAGAUGAGGCGGGAGAAGGCGAUCAAGAGGCGGGAGGCCCUCGAAAGGGCCAAACGGGAGGGCAGCAUCGUGUCCUUUCAUCACAUCAACCUGAGGGACGCCUUCGCCAAGAGCAUGGAUCUCAUCGACGUCAUCGUCGACACCGGCCACAACAUGUCCGGAGUAGAUGGUAACAGUACGGAGGGAGAGUCGGCGUGCGGACGCGGGCCCGCUCAGACCGGGCCCGGUUGUUAUCGUAACUACGAGCACGGUCUGCGACAUCGGCGCAGCGCGUCCAACGCCUGCUUCGCUAACUUGCCCAACGAUCUGCCCACCACGCCCGACAGUCCCAAUCGUCGGCUCCUCGACUUUGCUCAGAGUGUGCCGGGCGCUCAGAACGACGAUUAUUAUCCGGACGAGAUGUCGGUGCAGCACAUAAACCAGGGCAAUAUCACAUCUAGUCGAGCGGUGGCACCACCCUCCCUCCCACGGUUACCCACAGCCACCGUGUGUUUUAUUUAAGAGGAUGAUCUCUUCACGUACACACACAUCGUCGGCGAACAAGGUGGUGUCACUUAUUUUGCACGCACUCACUCUCAGCUUCAUUGGAGUCGCGUUACAACGCAUGCGUGUGUGUGCAAACGCGCGCGCGCGCGCGCGCGUAUAUAUAUAUUAUACUUCACGCUUCGUGCAAUUUGUACAAUUAAUUAAUUAGCUCUCGUUCGGUAUGUAUUUUGCGCCGACCUCUUUACACGAUUUGUGUUCUUUUCGUUUGAGUGUUGCUUCGAUGACGACGAAGAUACGAAUCGCACAAAGGGUCGAAAAGGUUAUUGGUGGAACGAAAUAUUAGGUGGACGGAGAAGAAAUUUAUCUGUUCUGAGACACAUAACUGUGUUCGUAUGCGUAAAACAAAACGGCGAGAGACUUGUGAAACUUGCGCGAAAAAGCGCAAUCGUCUUGCCUCACAAGGACACAAGAGAGAACUUUUCUCAAAAUGCAGUGUUAUAUCUCAUGAGUAUCUUAUUUUUCUUACGGGAAUUCUUGCCAGAUUUACGAACUUGAAAUAUAAAUGCGCGCAUUUCAAUCUUCAAGAGAUACAAUCCCUUGGCACAGAGAAGCACCAUCCUCCCUCCUCCCGUUCCCAGGAUAAGUAAGAGAGAGAACUGCGUUGGAAAAAAAAAAAGUGCGAAUUAUCAACGAAAUUUUCUCUGUUAUUGUGUCACGCGAAUCUGUUUUUGUUUUUUUGUUUUUUUUUUAAUGUUUUUUCGCUUUUUUGGCGCACAGUAGAGCGACUCUAUAAUGACGAGUAAUAUCUUUCACUUCCUGUCCAUCUAAUAUAUCUUGACUCCAACUCUAGAUGAAGAAGCAUUGGCACACACAAAACAACAAAAUAGCACAUCAAUAAAAAAAAAAAAGAAAACCAAUUAGAUAUAAUUGCCUUUUUUACGAGCGCGCGCGCGCGCGCACUGUACACGAGUCCUGGUCAGUUGUCAAUUUAUUCCCGUACUAAGUACUAGCUCAAAAGAAAGUUUUUACGAAUUAAGAGAGAUUCACGCGAGCUUAUAUCCGGAAACCGGUUUGCAGCAUCCCUCGCGGUAAACCGAUUUCGAUCGGGAGCGGAAUCCCGACGGUUUUUUUGCGCCUCCUCCUCUCUCACGGACCUUUUUGAUGUCGCUAUG
Messenger RNA from Pseudomyrmex gracilis, 2950 nucleotides. RefSeq names its product potassium voltage-gated channel protein Shab-like. Gene Ontology annotation, biological process: protein homooligomerization; potassium ion transmembrane transport. The record is from RefSeq and is a predicted model, not a curated record. The coding region runs from base 30 to 1793 and encodes 587 amino acids. Gene Ontology annotation, molecular function: delayed rectifier potassium channel activity; protein binding. Lineage: Eukaryota; Metazoa; Arthropoda; Insecta; Hymenoptera; Formicidae. Gene Ontology annotation, cellular component: voltage-gated potassium channel complex; membrane. The transcript is spliced from 5 exons.